Gastrolobium bilobum is the source of this 4014-nucleotide messenger RNA. Its product is annotated as cellulose synthase-like protein D5. Bases 367 to 3873 code for a protein of 1168 amino acids. NCBI's taxonomy places the organism in Eukaryota, Viridiplantae, Streptophyta, Magnoliopsida, Fabales, Fabaceae. The record is from RefSeq and is a predicted model, not a curated record. Gene Ontology annotation, molecular function: cellulose synthase (UDP-forming) activity; mannan synthase activity. The transcript has 3 exons. Gene Ontology annotation, cellular component: plasma membrane; trans-Golgi network. Gene Ontology annotation, biological process: plant-type primary cell wall biogenesis; cellulose biosynthetic process.
ACAAAAAAUUAAACAAAAGAGAGAAGAUGUUGCGAUUGCGACAGGUUAUUGGACCGUUGAGCUAUAAAAGUUGAAACUCGUUUAAGUUGACUCUCUCAAACGGACCGUUUAGAUUAUUAGAAAGCGAAAAAACGAAAGCAUAUUCGAGAUUCGAGUGAAUCAGCGAUCUAGAUCUACUGACCGUUGGAUUUAAAUCCCAAUGUGUGAACCUUUUUCUUUCCAAUUCAAAUUCGACCGUUGCUCAUUUCUCAAGCUACUUGUGCUUCUUCUUCCUCCUUCUAUUCACUUCACUUCACUUCCUAUCUCUGUUUUCUCUACUAUCCCUUUCACUUUCUGAAUCUUUAUCGUUUUCUGGGAUUCAAUAACAUGGUGAAGAUGGCCUCAUCUCCUUCUUCUUCUUCUCCCUCUCCGGUGACCAUAACGGUGUCUUCGGGAGGAAAAGCAGGAGGAAGUAGAAGCAUGGGGAUAACCAGUCCCGUACCACGUGCUUCAGUCUCUAACAACCCAAAUUCCCCUCUGGGUGCCGCCAGAAGGAGGGUAUCAGGUGGAGGCAACUAUUCCUCUAUGUCCAAAGAAGAUGGUAUGGAAGAAAUCAAUUCACAAUACGUAACAUACACUGUUCAUAUUCCUCCAACACCUGACCGCAAGCCCUUAUCAACCUCACAGACAAGCCUCCCUGAAGAUGGUUGCAAGAACACAAGUUUCAUCUCCGGCACAAUCUUCACUGGUGGUUACAACUCUGUUACACGAGGGCAUGUCCUUGAAUCCUCCAUGGAAAGCGUGGAGCCACAAAAAUCUGGAUUGGCUUGCGGAAUGGAAGGUUGUGAUGAGAAAGCAAUCCAAGGGUUUCAGAGUGGUUGUUGUGAGUGCGGGUUUAAGAUUUGCAGGGAUUGUUACUUGGAGUGUGGUGGAAAUGGAGAGGGUAGGUGUCCUGGAUGCAAAGAGCCUUACAAUUAUGUGAGCGAUGAUGAUGAUGAUGAUGAAGAAGAAGAAGAGGAGGAGCAUGUAUCUGAGGCCAAAGACCAGGCCUUGCCUUUAACUUCAAUGCCGGACUUCAAAAUGGACAAGAGGCUUUCUUGUGUGAAAUCGUUCAAAGCACAGAACCAUCCACCUGACUUUGAUCACACUCGAUGGCUCUUUGAAACUAAGGGAACUUAUGGCUAUGGAAACGCUGUGUGGCCUAAAGAUGAAUAUGGUGCUAAUGGAUUUGAACCCCCUCCGGAUUUUGGAGAGAAAGCUAGGAGACCUUUGACCCGUAAGGUUGGGGUUUCAGCUGCCAUUCUCAGUCCAUAUAGAAUACUUAUUCUGAUGCGUCUUGUUGCACUGGGUUUGUUUCUUACAUGGAGGAUUCGACACCCCAACCGGGAAGCAAUGUGGCUGUGGGGGAUGUCCAUAACUUGUGAGCUAUGGUUUGCAUUUUCUUGGCUUCUUGAUCAGCUCCCUAAGCUCUGCCCUGUGAACAGAGUCACUGACCUGUCUGUUCUGAAAGAGAGGUUUGAGUCACCUAACCUCCGCAACCCAAAAGGUAAAUCUGAUCUCCCCGGGGUUGAUAUCUUCGUUUCCACAGCAGACCCAGAAAAGGAGCCUCCUCUUGUCACCGCAAACACCAUUCUCUCCAUCCUCGCAGUUGAUUAUCCGGUGGAAAAGGUUGCGUGUUACUUGUCUGAUGAUGGUGGAGCUCUGUUGACAUUUGAGGCUCUUGCUGAGACUGCUAGCUUUGCAAGAACGUGGGUUCCUUUCUGUCGAAAGCACCAAAUAGAGCCGAGAAAUCCCGAAGCAUAUUUUGGGCAUAAGCGUGAUUUUCUCAAGAAUAAGGUCCGGUUAGACUUUGUGAGGGAGAGGAGAAGGGUGAAGAGGGAAUAUGAUGAGUUCAAAGUGAGAAUAAACUCCUUACCUGAAUCCAUAAGGAGAAGAUCCGAUGCUUACAAUGCUCAUGAGGAGUUACGAGCCAAGAAGAAACAGAUGGAAGGUUCCAGUGUCUCCGAACCCAUUAAGGUUCCUAAAGCAACAUGGAUGUCUGAUGGUUCUCAUUGGCCAGGAACUUGGGCAUCAGCAGAACCAGACCACUCAAGAGGGGACCAUGCUGGUAUAAUUCAGGCAAUGUUAGCUCCACCAAAUGCAGAACCGAAAUUUGGUGCAGAAGCUGAUGGGGAGAAUUUGAUUGACACAACAGAUGUUGAUAUUAGGUUGCCCAUGCUUGUUUAUGUGUCUCGUGAGAAGAGGCCAGGAUAUGAUCACAACAAGAAAGCAGGAGCCAUGAAUGCUCUUGUUCGCACUAGCGCCGUCAUGUCCAAUGGACCAUUCGUUCUGAAUCUUGACUGUGAUCAUUAUAUCUACAACUCCUUGGCUCUUAGGGAAGGUAUGUGCUUUAUGCUUGAUAGGGGCGGUGAUAGGAUAUGUUAUGUUCAAUUCCCUCAAAGGUUUGAGGGCAUUGACCCCAGUGAUAGAUAUGCAAACCACAAUACAGUGUUCUUCGAUGUGAGCAUGAGAGCUCUUGAUGGCUUACAGGGCCCAAUGUAUGUGGGAACGGGCUGCAUAUUCAGAAGAACGGCUCUUUAUGGGUUUAGUCCUCCUAGAGCUACAGAACAUCAUGGGUGGUUAGGCAGGAAGAAAAUCAAGUUGUUUCUGAGAAAGCCCAAGGUGUCAAAAAAGGAAGAAGAUGAAGUAGUUGUGCCAAUCAAUGGUGAUCCCAAUGACGAUGAUGCAGAUAUUGAGUCCUUGCUUCUUCCCAAAAGGUUUGGAAAUUCUACUUCUCUCGCUGCAUCUAUUCCUGUGGCAGAAUACCAAGGAAGGUUACUUCAGGAUUUGCAAGGAAAGGGAACACACGGAAGGCCAGCAGGUUCUCUUGCUGUGCCUCGUGAACCAUUAGAUGCUGCUACUGUUGCAGAAGCUAUAAGUGUCAUAUCUUGUUUCUAUGAGGAUAAAACUGAAUGGGGGAAACGAGUUGGGUGGAUAUAUGGUUCCGUUACAGAAGAUGUGGUGACCGGUUACAGAAUGCACAACAGAGGUUGGAGAUCUGUGUACUGUGUUACAAAAAGGGAUGCUUUUAGAGGAACAGCUCCAAUCAAUUUGACAGACAGGCUCCAUCAAGUGCUUCGUUGGGCAACAGGAUCGGUUGAGAUCUUCUUCUCAAGGAACAAUGCAUUAUUGGCCAGUCCUAGAAUGAAGUUCUUGCAGAGGGUAGCAUAUUUCAAUGUGGGAAUGUACCCUUUCACUUCAAUGUUUUUAAUUGUCUAUUGUUUUCUGCCUGCAUUAUCCCUAUUUUCAGGGCAGUUUAUAGUCCAAUCCUUGAGUGCAACUUUUCUAGUGUUCUUGCUGGGUAUCACAAUCACGCUGUGCUUGCUUGCAAUACUUGAGAUCAAGUGGUCAGGAAUCAAUCUACAUGAUUGGUGGCGCAAUGAACAGUUCUGGUUAAUUGGUGGAACAAGUGCCCAUCCUGCUGCUGUUUUACAAGGGUUGUUGAAGGUCAUAGCAGGAGUAGACAUCUCAUUCACCCUGACCUCAAAGUCAGCCACUCCAGAAGAUGGAGAUGAGGAGUUUGCUGAUCUUUACAUCGUAAAAUGGAGCUUUCUAAUGAUCCCUCCAAUUACAAUUAUGAUGGUGAACACGAUUGCUAUUGCUGUAGGAGUAGCCAGGACUUUGUACAGCCCAUUUCCACAAUGGAGCAGACUAGUAGGAGGGGUGUUUUUCAGUUUCUGGGUCUUAUGCCAUCUUUACCCGUUUGCAAAGGGCUUGUUGGGAAGGAGAGGGAAGGUUCCUACCAUCGUCUAUGUUUGGUCUGGAUUGCUUUCAAUUAUUAUCUCUAUGCUUUGGGUGUACAUAAACCCUCCUUCUGGAAGACCACAAGAUUACAUGAAUUUCCAGUUCCCUUAGUUUGAGGAAGAUGAAGUUUCUCCAAAAGAUUACAUGAAUUUCCAUUUCCCUUAGUUUGAGGAAGAUGAAGUUCCUCUGCUUCAUCUUGUACUGCAAAUCAUGUGUAUGCUUUUUUCUAUGUUGUAUUAAAUUGUGAGUAUA